This is a messenger RNA of Eimeria mitis, 1569 nucleotides long. RefSeq lists its product as uncharacterized. The transcript is spliced from 13 exons. NCBI's taxonomy places the organism in Eukaryota, Apicomplexa, Conoidasida, Eucoccidiorida, Eimeriidae. Bases 1 to 1569 code for a protein of 522 amino acids. Gene Ontology annotation, cellular component: spliceosomal complex. Gene Ontology annotation, biological process: mRNA splicing, via spliceosome. The record is from RefSeq and is a predicted model, not a curated record.
AUGGCUGACUUUCUAACGCGUGCCUCGCGGCUGCGGGUUGCAGAUGCUUCAGUCGGAUCUUACUCUGUAUCAAGCGCCCCAAUCCGCGCAGUGAAGCCCAGCACAAACAGCAGCAGAAUUCCCCCGUAUUUGCAUCGCCAGGGGUUUGUACCGAGAUGCGAAGAAGACUUCGGCGGGGGCGGCGCUUACCCCGAAAUCUUCGUCGCCCAGUUUCCUCUUGGCAUGGGGAAGCCUGCAGAUGGCGGCGGAAACAACUCGACGCUUCCUCUGCAGCUGGGGGCUGACGGCCGGUUGGAAUACGAUUUGGUGGUUCGUCAAGGAUCAACGAAAACGGUGGUUUACACGCGGCCGGAGAACGCGGACGGGGUGCAGCUGCAGGGUGCAGCAGCAGUAGCAGCACGACAACUACCGAGGAAACUCACACUGCAAGACCAGCAAGACUGGAAGAUUCCUCCCUGCGUCAGCAAUUGGAAAAACCAGAAGGGGUAUACAAUACCGCUUGACAAGCGUGUGGCUGCUGACGGCAGAAACUUGCAAGAUGUUUCCGUCAACGACAAAUUUGCUUCUCUCUCCGAGGCGCUGUACAUAGCAGAGCGACAGGCACGAGAGGAGAUUCGACUUCGUAACGAAGUUAAGAAACAAAAGAAAAUACGAGAAGAAGAACUCAGAGAACAGCAACUCAGACAGCUCGCCGCGCAGGCGAGGGCUGAAAGGUCUUCAACGGAGGGGGUAGAAGGCCACAACAGCGGUUGUGCGCAGCGUUUGCUGCGACUGGAGGAUUUGGCAGUCGACCCUCUUGAGCCUCCUCGUUUUAAACACAAAAGAGUGCCUGCAGCUCGCUUCUCUCCGCCCCCUCCUGUUCUGCAUUCCCCAACAAGGAAACUCACACUGCAAGACCAGCAAGACUGGAAGAUUCCUCCCUGCGUCAGCAACUGGAAAAACCAGAAGGGGUAUACAAUACCGCUUGACAAGCGUGUUGCUGCUGACGGCAGAAACUUGCAAGAUGUUUCCGUGAACGACAAAUUUGCUUCUCUCUCCGAGGCGCUGUACAUAGCAGAGCGACAGGCACGAGAGGAGAUUCGACUUCGUAACGAAGUUAAGAAACAAAAGAAAAUACGAGAAGAAGAACUCAGAGAACAGCAACUCAGACAGCUCGCCGCGCAGGCGAGGGCUGAAAGAGCCCAGUUGUUGCAGCAGUCGCGGCGCGCUGCUGGGGCGGAUGCGGAGGAGGAGGCGGAGCGGCAGCAGCGCGAGCAGUUGGCGAGAGAAAGAGAGAAAGACAUUGAAAGGGCAGUUCGCCUCGAGAGAAGCAGAGGAAAACGGCGAGAUGACUCGCAAAGAGAUAUCAGUGAAAUGGUUGCAUUGGGGCUGCCGGUGGACGCGAAGAAACAACGCACAGACUCUAUGUUCGAUGCUCGCCUCUUCAACCAAGCAGGCGGAACAGACUCGGGAUACAAAGGAGGAGAAGACGACACGUACAACUUAUACGACCGCCCCCUCUUUGCUCAACGAGGAGGCGCUGGAAUUUAUCAAUUCAGCCGCGACAGGUUUUCCGCUUCUGUUGGGUAA